AUGGGCUGGGCUGGGCCAAAGGUCGAUAACCCAUGGGUUGGCUUUCUUCGGCCCAGCCCAGCCCAGCCCAUUCGGAUCUCUGAUACACAUAGUCAUAUAUUAAUAUUUACAUAUAAUAUCAUGUUGAUAUAUUAUGAUAAUAUUACAAAUAAUUUUCCAGCUAGAUUAUUUAAAUUUGUUGUUCAAGUAUGUUUACAUGAUGAACAUCUAUUUGAACAUGAAUUUUUUCUUCAAAUCCCUCAACCAUUCCCAUUUAUCAAAGAAUUAACUGUUGUUAAUCGUAAACUGCAGAACAACAAAUUACAUAAUGACAAUGAAGGUUUUUCAAUUAUUAAAUAUCCUUAUCUUACCACCAUUUGCCGUAUUGAAGCUCAUGAUGAUUAUAUCGAAUAA
Molecule: messenger RNA, 393 nt
Organism: Rotaria sp. Silwood2
Lineage: Eukaryota; Metazoa; Rotifera; Eurotatoria; Philodinida; Philodinidae
Source: the annotation of a GenBank genome assembly